Molecule: messenger RNA, 2571 nt
Organism: Planococcus citri (citrus mealybug)
Lineage: Eukaryota; Metazoa; Arthropoda; Insecta; Hemiptera; Pseudococcidae
Exons: 9
Coding region: 544-1914 (456 amino acids)
Source: RefSeq, a predicted model, not a curated record
AGUGCUAGUGUACAGUGUACUUCUUUGUGUUGUCUACCGCGUCGUCGUCGCUUAUCAUCCAAUAUUGCACCUGUUUCUGGUUUCUGCGCUCUUUAGACGGUCGUCGGUGUCUAACCAGUACCAUCAGCAGUUCUUCCGCAGUGCUCAUCUUGGUAUACACGUCGGUCUCGUUCUACUCUUCAAACACGUUCGCCGCAUUCAAGUCGUUUUCGUACUCGUACUCGUAUUCGUAUUCGUAGAUUCCAGUGGUGAUUUUUUCAUUUUUCGUUUCGCUGUUUUUUUUUCUUUUGAACUGUGUUGGUUGAUUUUUUUCCUCAAUUGAUUUUGUUUCAAUUUUUUGUAGUUUCGAAUUUUUUUAUCAAUUUUUGGAAAUAGAUUUUUCGUGUUUAAAAUGUCGGAAUCGUUGAGUUCCAUUCGACUCAAGUUACCUUCGCGAUUUUCGUGAAAAUAUUUCGUGUGUUUUGUCGUAUAAUUUUGGUUUCAAGCAAAUGGUGUAUGUAUGGAAAUUGGUCUCGUAUUGAGAACGAUAUUUACUCGUGCUAGAUGAUGGAUUACUCGUGUAUAAAUAUUAUAUUUUUACUUUUAUUGUAUAACUUACACAAUGCAUUUACUCAAGAUUACGAAGUACAAGAUAUCCAGUGUGCCUUUUGGAGCGACUCGGUGCGAAACGGCAAAGCCGCCAUAGCUCCAGCUCCUACCGCCAGUACAUCUGGACUAAAAGAUAUGUUAUCGGCAAGACUGAGAAAACCAGACGGAUUCAAAGGCACUCCUUUAUUCGCCGACGACCGAGGCGUCGAUCCGUUAAUAGAUCCUGUCUGUCAAAUCAGACCCGACCUGACGGAUAACACUAGAUUAACGUAUAGUUUACUAAUUACCGAUUUCAGCCGAUGCGGAGUACUUAAACGAAAUGGUUUCAUUCACGUCAGGAUAUGGUUUCCACAAUUUCCAGGCGUCGUAAUGAUGUCAGAUCAAGAACUGAUUAUCAUGUGCAAACCACCAGAACCAACCAUCAUAGAAAAUAAAGCAGCUGGAUUCGCGGGCAGUUUCCCACACGGAGCACGAGUUUCGGGUGUCGUUGAGGAAACUCCUGGACGAUUAGAAUACGAAGUAGCUUUGUAUAAAGAAGCACCAACCAGACUAUCAAAUUUGACCAAUAGCGAAUUACCAGUAGAUCAAGCAGUUCCAAUAGGUACAAAGUUACAGCUGAGAGCAAGAAUUAAUCCUCUUUCAGCUUGGAAAUUCGUUAAACUAAUGGAAGUGACAGUAUCACCAGAUCCAGACGAUCCUCACGUAGCCGGCAGCGUACCAUUAGUUAAAGAUGGAUGCCGGAAUCGCGACUUUGUCACCAUUAUACCUCAUCAACCUGCCAGAUAUCGAGAUCGACACAACGAGGUAUUCCUCGACUUCGAAGCAUUCCUAUUAAGUACCAUGAAAGAAAGAUCUACGCUUUGGAUUCAUUCACAAAUUAAAGCAUGCAUGGAUUUCGGAGACUGUCAACCUGAAUACUGUAUAGACUUGUAUGAACCGUCUGGUCAUGGUAGAAGAAGACGAAGAGAAGUCAAUGCCGGCGAUAGUAAAUCUAAAGAUGCUGGUUCUAAGGGCAAUACCACUAUUCAGUCUGCCAAAUUUAAAGAAAAUAUCGAAUAUACUGUUCUAAUGCCUAAUGAUAUCUACCAUCAAGAAUUAACGACAGAGCAGUCUUGUCAUACUUUCAUAGUUACUUCCGGCGUGCUCGGAUGUCUCCUACUAUUAUCCGCCUUGGUGAUGUGUUAUUUAGCGAUACGUUUGCAAACGACGUUAACUUCAAAGUAUAGACAAACGAAUAUGGACACAAUCGCCAGAGAAAGAUCCCAUAAACUUUCGCUAGGCCAUUUGGGUAUUCCUGGAUAUACUGGCAGAGCCACGUUACAAUAAUCACCGCCUUUUCUCUCUCGUUUAUUAUAGUAUUUAAUUUUUUUUCUCCCCCUCGUUCCCGCCUUUUUCCUUAUUUUUUUUUAUGUUUAUGUAUAUAAAAAAACUUCUUUAAGCAUUUAUUACUGUAAGAUAGAAAAAAAAUUCUAUAAUUUUUCCAAGAAAGAAAACCUAUGGAAGAAAUACACCUACCUACUGACAUAUUAUGCUUCAUAUUCCAAACAAACACGUGUAUUCGAUAGAGGUAUUCGAGAACCUAUCCAAUAUACGUAUUUUAUGAUUCGUUCUGCGUAGCCUAGUUUUUUUUCGUUUUAUUUAUUUAUUUUUUUCAAAUCUCUGUAUAACUUUCAGUUAGUGCAAUAUAAUGAUGAUAAUUUUAUUUAUUUAUAAAAAUUCAGAAAAAUUUAUUCUACAUAGAUAAAUUAUAAAUCUUCCAUCGCUAUUCUUUCUUAGUAUAAUUUGGGUGUUGAUUGUAUUGCCAAUUUUGUUCUUGUGUAUAUUCAUUUUUAAUUUUUGUACAAAUUAUUUAUUUUUAUAUUUAAGUAUUACGUACGUAUGUUUAUUGUCUCUACGUCAAAGCAUUCAUCACUUUUUUUUUUAUGUAUACCUACGUUUUAGGAAAAAUGAAAUGUUUAAUGUAUUAAAUUCUUUUGUACUUGC